AUGGCUCCCCCCACAGCGACGUACACCUAUGAAGAGACGAACCCCACGGGCCCUGAACCGGGCUUCGACACCGCAGACGGGCAACCAGAAGGCACGGCCCCCAACGAACCCAAGUUGACCCAGCACGGAGCCCAAGCCCAGAUGCAAAAAUUCCCCUCCCCACCACGCUUCACCGACAAGUACGAAGAGAGAGCAUACCUGAAAGGCCGGCUCGCACUGGCGUUCCGCCUCUUCGGCAAGUAUGGCUUCGACGAGGGCGUCGCGGGACACAUCACGCUGCGCGACCCCGUCGACCCACACACCUUCUGGGUCAACCCCUUCGGCCUGGCCUUUUCGCAGAUCAAAAGCUCCGACCUCAUCCUCGUCGACCACGAGGGCAAGGUCAUCGACGGCGGGCCGAACAGACUCCUCAACCAAGCAGCCUACAUGAUCCACGCCGCCGUGCACAAGGCUCGACCGGACGUCAUGUGCGCCGCCCACAGCCACAGCAUCUACGGCCGGGCCUUCUGCGCCCUGGGCCGCCCCAUCGACAUCAUCACGCAGGACUCCUGCGCCUUUUACAACGACCUGGCCGUGUACAAGCAGUUCAAAGGCGUGGUCCUCGCGAAAGAAGAAGGCGAGAACAUUGCGCGUGCGAUCGGAAACAAGAAGGCCUGCCUGUUGCAGAACCACGGCCUGUUGACGUGCGGACAGACCAUCGAGGCCGCGCUGUUUUGGUUUGUCAGUCUCGAGAAGUGCUGCCACGCGCAGCUGAUGGCCGACGCGGCCGCUGCAGGCCGAGGUGGUGAGACCAUCAAGAUCGAUGAAGAGGAUGCGGCGUUCACGUAUAAGAGUGUGGGCACGCCCAGGGCCGGCUGGUUCAGCGCGAAGCCCAUGUUUGAUGUUAUGAUUCAAGAGAUUGGCGACGAGUAUUUGAAGUAG
This is a messenger RNA of Cladophialophora carrionii CBS 160.54, 921 nucleotides long. RefSeq lists its product as uncharacterized. Gene Ontology annotation, molecular function: actin filament binding. Lineage: Eukaryota; Fungi; Ascomycota; Eurotiomycetes; Chaetothyriales; Herpotrichiellaceae. The coding region runs from base 1 to 921 and encodes 306 amino acids. The record is from RefSeq and is a predicted model, not a curated record. The transcript has a single exon. Gene Ontology annotation, cellular component: cytoskeleton.